This is a messenger RNA of Gymnogyps californianus (California condor), 1565 nucleotides long. RefSeq names its product 1,25-dihydroxyvitamin D(3) 24-hydroxylase, mitochondrial. Gene Ontology annotation, biological process: C21-steroid hormone biosynthetic process; cellular response to peptide hormone stimulus; cholesterol metabolic process. The record is from RefSeq and is a predicted model, not a curated record. Gene Ontology annotation, molecular function: heme binding; monooxygenase activity; oxidoreductase activity, acting on paired donors, with incorporation or reduction of molecular oxygen. Bases 1 to 1542 code for a protein of 513 amino acids. Lineage: Eukaryota; Metazoa; Chordata; Aves; Accipitriformes; Cathartidae. Gene Ontology annotation, cellular component: mitochondrial inner membrane. The transcript has 12 exons.
AUGGGAGGCUGCAGCAUCUUCCUCCGGCACCCCGCCCUCACCUGCGGCCGCGCCGCGAUGAGCCCCGCCGGGCGCGGGGCCCCCGCGCAGCGGUUGCUCGCCUCCUCCCUCUGCGCCCUGCGGCCGGCGGCGACCCCCCCUCCCCGGGGCCGCGGGCACCCCCUGGCCGCCCUGCCCGGCCCCCCGAGCUGGCCGCUGAUGGGCAGCCUGCCCGACGUCCUCUGGAAAGGGGGGCUCAAGAGGCAGCAUGAGACGCUGGCUGAGUACCACAGGAGGUUUGGCAAGAUUUUCCGCAUGAAGCUGGGGGCUUUCGACUCGGUGCACAUCGCAGCCCCCUGCCUCCUGGAAGCCCUGUACCGCCGGGAGAGCGCCUGCCCCCAGCGCCUGGAGAUCAAGCCCUGGAAAGCCUAUCGGGACUAUCGCGACGAGGGCUACGGGCUGCUGAUCCUGGAAGGAAAGGACUGGCAGAGGGUAAGAAGUGCCUUUCAAAAGAAAUUAAUGAAACCCAGGGAAGUUGCGAAACUGGAUACCACGAUCAAUGAGGUCCUGGAGGACUUCAUGCACAGAAUAGAUGAUGUUUGUAACCACAAUGGACAAAUGGAAGAUGUCUAUUCAGAAUUCAACAAAUGGUCAUUUGAAAGUAUCUGUCUGGUGCUGUAUGGGAAGAGGUUUGGUCUCCUACAGCAGGAUGUAGAAGAAGAAAGUUUGAACUUCAUCAAGGCUGUAAAAACGAUGAUGGCUACUUUUGGAAUGAUGAUGGUGACCCCCGUGGAACUUCACAAGGGGCUGAACACAAAAGUGUGGCAAGCUCAUACUAAAGCAUGGGAUGAUAUAUUUAAAACAGCCAAGCACUCAAUUGACUGUCGACUGGAAAAACACUCUGCAAACCCUCAGGAGGAUUUCCUGUGUGACAUCUAUUCUGGAGGACAACUUUCCAAGAAGGAGCUGUAUGCUGCCAUUGCAGAGCUCCAGAUUGCCGGAGUUGAAACGACGGCCAAUAGUUUACUGUGGGCUUUGUAUAACAUCUCACGCAAUCCACAUGUUCAGCAGAAGCUUUUCCAGGAAAUACAGAGUGUUUUGGCUGCUAAUGAGAGUCCAAGUGCUGAGAACUUGAAGGAUAUGCCCUACCUAAAAGCGUGUCUGAAAGAAUCCAUGAGAUUAACACCAUCAGUGCCAUUUACCACUCGCACCAUUGACACAGAAAUGGUUCUGGGAGAUUAUGUACUGCCCAAAGGGACCGUACUAAUGAUAAAUAGCCAUGCCCUGGGUUGCAAUGAAGAAUACUUUAAUAGCUGGACUCAGUUUAAACCAGAGCGCUGGUUUCAGAAGAACUUAAUAAAUCCUUUUUCUCAUGUUCCAUUUGGCAUUGGGAAGAGGAUGUGCAUCGGGCGCCGCGUAGCAGAGCUACAGCUUCACUUGGCCCUUUGCUGGCUCGUUCGCAAAUACCAAAUUGUGGCAACUGACAACAAACCGGUAGAAACACUCCAUUCAGGAAUACUGAUUCCCAGCCGGGAGCUUCCCAUUGCAUUUCACAGACGAUAAGCUUGCAGAAAAUAAAUGACAAC